GCCCCGCCCAGACCGCGCCCCCCUCAGCGGUACCCGGCCGGGCUCAGCUGACGCCGCACUUCACGUGACGCUGGAGCCGGGCAAACAUGGCGGCGGCCACCCGACCUUCGUUUUGGCUGGGGAACGAAACCCUGAAGGUGUCCAUGGAGCUCUUCGCCCUGAACAGGCGGCGCCUGUGUGAGCGGCUGCGAAAGAACCCGGCCGUGGAGGCCGCCUCUGUCGUGCUGCUGCAGGGCGGGGAGGAGACACAGCGCUACUGCACUGACACGGGGGUCGUGUUCCGCCAGGAGUCCUUCUUUCACUGGUCAUUCGGAGUCACCGAGCCAGAUUGCUACGGCGUGAUUGACAUCGACACCGGAAAGUCGACCCUGUUUGUGCCCAGGCUUCCUGACAGCCAUGCCACCUGGAUGGGAAAGAUCCACCCCAAGGAGCACUUCAAGGAGAAGUAUGCCGUGGAUGACGUCCAGUACACAGACGAGAUUGCCAGUGUCCUGAUGUCACAGAGCCCCUCUGUCCUCCUCACUUUGCGUGGCGUCAACACUGACAGCGGCAGCGUCUGCAGGGAGGCCUCCUUCGAGGGCAUCAGCAAAUUCAAUGUCAACAACACCGUUCUUCAUCCAGAGAUAGUGGAAUGCCGGGUGUUUAAGACGGACAUGGAGCUGGAAGUUUUGCGCUACACCAAUAAAAUCUCCAGCGAGGCCCAUCGGGAGGUAAUGAAGGCCGUAAAAGUGGGAAUGAAAGAAUAUGAGAUGGAAAGCCUCUUCGAACACUACUGCUACUCCCGGGGCGGCAUGCGCCACAGCUCCUACACCUGCAUCUGCGGCAGCGGUGAGAACUCAGCUGUACUGCACUACGGACACGCCGGGGCCCCCAACGACCGGACCAUCCAGGAUGGAGAUAUGUGCCUGUUUGACAUGGGCGGUGAGUAUUACUGCUUCUCUUCUGACAUCACGUGCUCCUUCCCUGCCAACGGCAAGUUCACCAAAAAACAGAAGGCCAUCUACGAGGCCGUGCUGCGGAGCUGCCGUGCUGUCAUGAGCGCCAUGAAGCCAGGUGUCUGGUGGCCUGACAUGCACCGCCUGGCAGAUCGCAUCCACCUGGAAGAGCUGGCCCACAUUGGCAUCCUGAGUGGCAGCGUCGACGCCAUGCUCCAGGCCCACCUGGGGGCCGUGUUCAUGCCUCAUGGGCUUGGCCACUUCCUGGGCAUUGAUGUGCACGACGUGGGAGGCUACCCCGAGGGCGUGGAGCGCAUUAACGAGCCCGGCCUGCGGAGCCUGCGCACCGCACGGCACCUGGAGCCAGGCAUGGUGCUCACCGUGGAGCCGGGCAUUUACUUCAUCGACCACCUCCUGGACGAGGCCCUGGCUGACCCAGCCCGCGCCUGCUUCUUUAACCGCGAGGUCCUGCAGAGCUUUCGUGGAUUUGGUGGGGUCCGCAUAGAGGAGGACGUCGUGGUGACUGACAGUGGCAUGGAGCUGCUGACCUGUGUGCCCCGCACAGUGGAGGAAAUCGAAGCAUGCAUGGCAGAUUGUGACAAGGCCUUUACUCCCUUCUCUGGCCCAAAGUAGAGCCAGCCAGGAAUGCCCAGUGGGACUGGGGACACGGCCUUGCCACCUGUCUUCACAACAAGCAGCCUGCUGAUUGGCUGUCCAGAAGCAAGAGAUGGUGCUCCGAAAUCACAUGCCAGCAUCGACGUUUGAUCACACCAAAUAGUACUGUGUUCUAGGGGGAGAAGCUUUUUUAUUACCUUUCUGCAAGAUCACACCCUAAUCUGUUAUUACUAAGCUUAGAUGAUAGUGGCUUUUAAAAUGCUAAUUGCAAAUAAUCCUGUACUUUAGCCACUAAAAUGUGUCUUGCUGUCACUUGUAUUCUUCUGCCCCAGAAAGAAAGAUUUCCAGUGUUUUCUCUCUCAAAAAUCAAAUCACAGAAUGGAAUUUGCAAUAAAAGAUUUCCUAAAAUGGUC
Hipposideros armiger (great roundleaf bat) is the source of this 1963-nucleotide messenger RNA. It is a transcript of the gene PEPD, whose product is annotated as peptidase D. Gene Ontology annotation, molecular function: metalloaminopeptidase activity; manganese ion binding. The transcript is spliced from 15 exons. Bases 87 to 1568 code for a protein of 493 amino acids. NCBI's taxonomy places the organism in Eukaryota, Metazoa, Chordata, Mammalia, Chiroptera, Hipposideridae. The record is from RefSeq and is a predicted model, not a curated record.